CAGAAACGGAGAGGUAGAAAGUAUGAAGUCUCCACCCCAGAUCCGCCCAGGGAAGGGCGGAGAGACACCAGGCGGGAAGGUCGGAGUCUGAGGAGUCAUGAAGCGCGCCCGGGAGCUUAUCUUGGAGGCCCUAGAAAACUUGACCGAGGAUGAGUUUAAGAAGUUCAAACUAAAGCUGCGGAUGCUGGAGCUGCGGGAGGGCUUCAACGCCAUCCCCCGAGGGAUCCUGGAGCCUCUGGACCGAAUGGACCUCAGUGAGAAGAUCGUCAGUUGCUACCUGGAGGACUACGGGCUGGAGCUGACCGCAGAAGUGCUCCGGAAAAUGGGCAUGCUGGAGGAGGCAGUCAAACUCCAGCAAACUGCCUCAGGGUCUCACCUAGUGGGAAAUGCAGCCCAGUCCAGACAACAUUCAACUGCAACAUCCACUGUAUCAGGGAUACAUUUUGUGGAAAAGCAUCGAAAAAGCCUCAUCAAUCGUAUAACUUCGGUGGAUGCGAUCCUAGACCACUUGCUUGGGAAUGUUCUGAGCCAGGAGGAAUAUGAGGCAGUCAGGGCUGAGAACACCAAUCAGAACAAGAUGAGGAAGCUCUUCAGCUUCAUGGUAGCCUGGGAUGAAUCAUGUAAAGACCAGCUUUUAGAAGCCUUGAAGGAGCUCCACCCUUACCUGGUGCAAGAGUUGGAGAGAAGUCGAGGGGCUCCUCAAGGUACCCUCUAACAAUAGUACCUAAGAACUCAACUCCUACAUUGACACUGAUUUCUGGCUCUCAAGGCCCCUACAAAUAGCCUUUUAAAAAAGUCAAAUAAAACUAUGAAAACUGA
Messenger RNA from Gracilinanus agilis (Agile Gracile Mouse Opossum), 819 nucleotides. Its product is annotated as apoptosis-associated speck-like protein containing a CARD. The record is from RefSeq and is a predicted model, not a curated record. Gene Ontology annotation, biological process: regulation of apoptotic process; inflammatory response; innate immune response. Bases 98 to 715 code for a protein of 205 amino acids. The transcript has 3 exons. NCBI's taxonomy places the organism in Eukaryota, Metazoa, Chordata, Mammalia, Didelphimorphia, Didelphidae.